AUCGAUAGUUUUGGGUACCAAACAAGCAAAGAAAGGAAUCAACGAAAAACAACGUGCUGACAUAUUUCCAACCUUGUCUCCCCCAACUUCGUACUUCCCACAGUUUCCCUAUCUCCUCUCAGAUCCUUUAAAGAUUGUCAAAAGAUCAUUCGCGGUGCGUUUGGUUUGAGUAACGAAAUAAAACGCCUUGGGGGUUUAUUCUUCGGAAGCUCCUUUUGUCUGGUGUCAAAAUCUCUUGCCUUCUCCCCCCAAGAUUCUGCUCGCUUCUGGUGAGAAUCAAUCGCUGCGCCGGGAAGCUUUUUCUUUGUUGCCCACCGGGUUUCUCUUCAAUUUCACGAGCCUGUUCGGGAUUUUCGUUCUUUGGGUGGUGAAUUGCGGGUGGAAAGAGGUCAUGUUUGCUUUUGGCACUGCUUCAGCAGCUGCUCCGGUGGGAUCACAAUUGGAUCAGUCUUAAGUUGGGGAUAUCUAUCUUGCAAACUCCUUUUUGUAGAUUUAUUUGGUCCUUCUGAUUAUGGUCGAUCAGUGAUAACAGAUGCGAGCAGAUGCAGAGGGAUGCCCUGGUUUGGACUUCACAUUUUCAUAUUCGAAGGGAGAACUCUGCAACGCAUCAAGAUGCAAUUUUGUGCUUCACUGAAGGCUGCUGCACAGAUAAUCAUUGAGGAAAAUCAUUCAGCACAUUGCUUGUAAUUGUGAAUUUACAUGUAAAACAGAGUAAAGAUGGGGAGAUUGAAGCUAGUGCUCUUGUUCUCUCUGCUUUCGGCAGCGCUGCUUGAUUCUGUCCAGACGCAAUCACUAGGCAAUGAAGUUUCCCGUACAAUAGCUGCUCCUCAUAAGAAUAACAAUAUAAUAGAUGGCAGCGGGGAGGAGAAAUCCUUCAGUUUUAAUGAUUUAAAGGUUGGAAUGGGCGACAGGAAGGGUUCAAGUGGUAAAGUUUCGAUCUCCACCGUCGCUUUGUUUACCCUUGCAAUGGCCGCUGCAACAGGUUUGGGAGCAGUUCCUUUCUUCUUUGUGGAGCUGGACCCGCAGUGGGCUGGUUUAUGCAAUGGAAUGGCUGCUGGUGUGAUGUUGGCAGCGAGUUUUGACCUCGUGCAGGAAGGUCAGGAGCAUGGUGCUGGGAGUUGGGUAGUCAUUGGUAUUUUAUCUGGUGGAAUCUUCAUUUGGCUUUGUAAGAAGUUUCUCGAACAAUAUGGAGAAGUCAGCAUGCUGGACAUAAAAGGUGCAGAUGCUACCAAGGUUGUUCUAGUUAUUGGUAUAAUGACUCUCCAUUCAUUUGGGGAGGGUUCCGGGGUUGGGGUUUCAUUUGCUGGCUCCAAGGGUUUCUCCCAAGGCCUGUUAGUGACUCUGGCCAUAGCUGUCCACAAUAUACCCGAGGGAUUAGCUGUGAGCAUGGUGCUUGCAUCGCGAGGCGUUUCUCCACAGAAUGCCAUGCUGUGGAGUAUAAUUACUUCAUUACCUCAGCCACUCGUGGCGGUUCCUUCAUUCAUUUGUGCGGAUGCAUUUAACAAAUUUCUGCCCUUCUGCACUGGCUUUGCUGCUGGGUGUAUGAUAUGGAUGGUUAUAGCGGAGGUACUUCCUGAUGCGUUGAAGGAAGCCUCUGCAUCAGAGGUUGCAUCAGCAGCCACACUCUCGGUGGCAUUUAUGGAAGCACUCAGCACGUUUUUCCAGAAUUUCAGCCAUGACUACAGUUCAGAAGAUGCUUCAGGGUUCUUCGUUUCUCUCCUCUUUGGACUGGGACCACUGCUUGGUGGGGCUCUUCUUGUUGCGUUCGCACUCACAUUCCGGCUCCAGCAUGCCCUCCUCAUGGGGUCAGCCUCUGGGAUUGCCUUCGUCCUUGGUGCCUGGCGGCCCCUUCAGCUUCUCCUCUUCUCCAAGAUGGGCCUUCUCCCCCUCCUCACCCUCCUCGCAUCAGGAUCCCUUUCCCUGCACUUAUUGUGCUCCAGUAUCUUAAGACUCAUGGCCUGCAAGAAAGCCUCGGUCAAUAACUUACCCUCAGUAUCGGGCUUCCCCGUCAGCACCUUCACCCUACAGUCAUUUCUAUCAUGUGGAGCUGUGGGCCUCCACGCUAUGGCUGAGGGUCUUGCCCUUGGGGUAGCAGCUCCAAAGGCCUAUGGGCUGGGCCGCCACAUGGUCCUUCCCGUGUCCCUCCAUGGACUCCCCCGAGGGGCAGCUGUUGCCAGUUGUAUCUUCGGGGCUACUGAUAGCUGGCAUGGCUCCCUUGCCGCAGCCACCCUGAUUGGGUUUGUGGGCCCUGUUUCAGCCAUUGGGGCGAUCCUUGCGGGAAUCGACUACAGUGGGCUGGACCACGUGAUGGUGUUCGCCUGCGGGGGAUUAAUCCCCUGCUUUGGGAUGAUAGUGCGAAGAGCUGGGAGACUGGACACAAGGAAGAGCAGUGUUGGGUUGAUGCUCGGUGUUGGGUUUGCGACUAUCUGUUUGACGUGCACCAAGUUGGUCUGCUUGCACACGCCAUACUGCAACUCUGCCCCUGAAGCCGUUAGAUGACCAGACUUUCACUCUCUCAUGUCUCCAAUUUCUGAUCUGAAUCGAGUGAAAUUUGUGUAUCCAGUCUAGCAAAGCCGGGAUUGUCGGCUUAGAAAUUUUGUGUCUACAGACAGGCAAACCUUAUAGGUGGAAAAACUCAAGAAUGAUCAAAAGAAAUGUCCCCGUAAAGGCGGAUGUUCGACUGAGUAAAGAGGUUACAGGAAGUUUUCUUGUGCAUAGCAUGCGUUAGAUUUGGGAAAUAUAUCCACAUGGCCAUGAUAGACCAUUUAAUUUCA
Punica granatum (pomegranate) is the source of this 2774-nucleotide messenger RNA. NCBI's taxonomy places the organism in Eukaryota, Viridiplantae, Streptophyta, Magnoliopsida, Myrtales, Lythraceae. The record is from RefSeq and is a predicted model, not a curated record.